AUGAGAGACGGCAGAGAAGUGAGAAACAAUCAGGGAAGAAUUCUAUUAUGUGGUGCUCAUGAAGUUCUGAAGUUCGUUCAGUCCGGAAAAAUAAAGGUAAUUUUCUACGCGAAAAAUCUCGAUGAGAACAAUAACAGAGCUGCUUCAAACUUCCACUCUCUUCAAAAGCUCUGUCCAAUUGAGAAUGUUCCGAUGAUUCAGGUUCUGACAAGAAAAGAAAUGUCUCGAGUGGUGAACAAGUUUCCAUACGUUGGAGUUAUAGGAGUUUUCAAUUUUCAUGGGUUUGAUGACGAAGCAAAAGAAAUCAUCCAAGAAUGGAGGACAAGCAGCUCCUUCAAGCAAUUCCACACAGAUCAAUCGUCUCUCUUACCUUGA
Messenger RNA from Caenorhabditis briggsae, 375 nucleotides. Bases 1 to 375 code for a protein of 124 amino acids. The record is from RefSeq and is a predicted model, not a curated record. The transcript has 4 exons. NCBI's taxonomy places the organism in Eukaryota, Metazoa, Nematoda, Chromadorea, Rhabditida, Rhabditidae.